Messenger RNA from Zingiber officinale, 1590 nucleotides. RefSeq lists its product as uncharacterized. Lineage: Eukaryota; Viridiplantae; Streptophyta; Magnoliopsida; Zingiberales; Zingiberaceae. The transcript is spliced from 7 exons. The coding region runs from base 107 to 820 and encodes 237 amino acids. The record is from RefSeq and is a predicted model, not a curated record.
GUCAACGUCCCAUCGAUCCCCGGCGUAGGGUUACCGGCAUUGGCCGAUGUAACUGCCUUUCUGGAUUUCGACGCUCCGAGUGCAUUGCAAACGAUAGCGAUCAGCUAUGGCGUGCGGGAGUGCUUUCCAUGGAACCCUUUUCUUCCGCUCCGUCCUAAAAUCCCCAUCUUCCUCCUCCAAAUCUUUCUUCUCCUCUGCUUCCGCUUUAACUGUGAGUAGUGGCUUCAGAAGGCCUCUUCGCUCCGGGAGUGGCGGUGUCGGGCACAAGCGGACCUUGGCGCCCUCCGCCUCCGCUUCCUUUUCCGACGACCUCCGCCCGCCCCUUGGGGAGAACCCCGAGGGCGUCAUAUCUGGGGAGUGGCCGGAGAACUUCUCCCUCCUUAGCUACGAUGACCUGCGCGCCUACCUCGAAACCCAGAUCAUCAGUGAUGAGACGAAGCCGUCGGCGAAGCUAGCAACGGUGAUGUCAACGCAGAUCCGGAAGGCGAGGCCGGAGCAGGCUCUGGAAGAGAUCGAACACAAUUUCGAAUUCGUGUCGGGGCUUCCUGUGGUCGACGACGAACUUAGGUGCAUCGGUGUCAUCUCUAAGAAGGACAAAGCCAGAGCACCUAAUGGGCUGAAAUCCAAGGUGGGAGAAGUCAUGUCUUCUCCUGCGAUCACACUCACACCUGACAAUACAGUCCUAGAUGCUGCAGCCUUAAUGCUCAAGAUGAAGGUCCACAGGGUACCUAUUUUAGAUGUGGAAAAGAGAGUUAUAGGAAUGGUGACUCGAACUGACAUAUUCCAAGCAUUGGAGGCACAGAAGGUAAAAGCAUUCUGAACGGACCAUGGCUGAUUACAGGUUUAGCCGACCCGGCCAAGGAGAAGACACUGUACAUUUGCUUGGGAGGCUUGGCUUCUUUGCAGAGAGAUUGCCGGCCGAAAGUUCGUGCUUUGUAGAGCGCAAGAUAGAAACGCAGCAAAUUACAGGUGAUUGAACAAAAAAAAAAGGAAAAAGGAAACGAGAACUGGAACGUGUUCACUGCGAGGGGAACUUCGCCCUGGCGGCAGAGCAGAUGCUGGACCCAGAGAAACUACUGUUAUUGCCGUUGCUCUGACCCUGGUGGCACAACACUGUACUAGUCGAGGUCGACGUCGUGGCAUGCACCGCCGCCGCCGGAGCUGUCGACCCCUUAAGGAGGAAGUCAACCUUGGCGUAUUCCUCCCUCUCGUGUCGGAUCUCCUUAAUCAUAGCCGCCACGUCCUUCAUCGUCGGCCGCUCGUCCGGCGAAACGUUGACGCACAGCAGUGCCACACCGAGCACCUGCAGCAUUUCCUGCACCUCUGGGUCCGGCCGGCCUCUCAGGACUGGGUCGAUCACCUCUACGCUCCCCUUCUUCCUCCGCACCCAGUCCACCACGUGAAGCCCGUCAGGGAUCGUCGGAUCGAUCGGUUGCUUUCCCGUCAGCACCUCCAGCACGACCACGCCAAAGCUGUAGACGUCGCUCUUUUCAGUUAUCUUCAUCAUGUAACCGUACUCUACAAAUGCACAUCCCAGAUCAUGUAAAUUGCAGUGAUACUUGGUAGAGAGACAUUAAAGUUUGAUGUCGA